GCCGCAAGGAAGAGAGAAACAUGCUCCAAAGAUAACAGUAUAUAAUUAUCUACCAACUGCUAUACUGAAUUGAGAGAGGGAUAAAGACUCCUGACUACCUGGUUCUUGAAAGUUAGCGGUAUAUGACAUCUGAACAACGUGUGUGAGUGCAAUGAGCUCUGUGCAAGUGGCAGUCAGAGCCAGGCCUCUCUCCCAAAGAGAGCUGGACAGUGGCACUCCAUUCUCUACUGAGAUGAGGGGACACUCCACCAUUCUCUACAAGAGCUCUGGUUCCCUGGUGAGGAGUCCUACUGGUGGGCGGAGCUCCGCUAAGGAGUUCCAGUUUGACCACUCCUACUGGUCCGUGAGUGCCAACGACCGACAGUUUGUACGACAAGAGAACGUGUUUACUGAUCUCGGAGUGCCUGUGCUGGAGGCGGCCUUCCAAGGUUACAAUGCCUGUGUAUUUGCGUACGGGCAGACUGGAUCAGGGAAGACUUACACCAUGAUGGGCUCCGAGGAUUCUCUGGGUCUCAUCCCCAGGAUUUGUGAGGGCCUGUUUUCUCGGAUGGUUCAAGAGAGAGUCAAGAAUGGUGAACAAGUCUCCUUCCACACCACGGUCAGUUACAUGGAGAUCUAUAAUGAAAGGGUUCGUGACCUUUUGAACCAUGGAGGGUCCUCCGGCAGCAAAGUGCACAGUCUGCGUGUGAGGGAACAUCCAACAGAGGGGCCGUAUGUGGAGGAGCUGAGCAAACACGAGGUGACUGACUAUCAGGGCAUCUCUCGACUCAUUCACACAGGAAACUCUCACAGGGUUACAGCUGCUACUAAGAUGAACGAUUCGAGUAGUCGUUCCCACGCCAUCUUUACCAUCAAGUUCACUCAAGCUACCUUCAAAGAUGGCCUCCCCAGUGAGAUUGUGAGCAAGAUACACCUCGUGGACCUUGCAGGAAGUGAGCGUGCCACUGCGACUGGUGCCGAGGGUGAGCGACUGAAGGAGGGAGGGAGCAUCAACAAGUCCCUCGUCUGUCUGGGUACUGUCAUCUCUUCUCUGGCUGAGAUGUCCAGUCACAGUCACAAGAAGCCAUACAUUCCAUACCGAGACUCAGUCCUCACCUGGCUGCUCAAGGAUAGCCUGGGGGGGAACUCAAAGACCAUCAUGAUUGCAACUAUCUCCCCUGCUGAGUCCAGUUAUGGUGAGACUCUGAGCACUCUUCGCUACGCCAGCAGAGCAAAGAACAUUGUCAACAGACCAACAGUUAACGAGGAUCCUAAUGUGAAGCUGAUCCGAGACUUGAGGGCAGAGAUACAGCGACUGAAGACAGUCGUUGUUAGUGGAGAUCUGAGUCCCGGCUCUCAUGAGGUGAGUCGUCUGAAGCGCUCUACGAGCAUCUCUCUGGCAGAGGACCUCUACAAGAAGGAGGAGCAGUGUGCUGAGCUGACCAAAAAGUGGGCGGGGAGGUGGAAGGACAUACGAAGGAUUGUUGAGGAGAACCACUUGGCCCUGCGCAGUGAAGGUGUGAAGAUGGUGGUGGACUCCAUGAGACCUCACUUUGUGGGCAUUGAUCCCGACGUCUUUAGCACUGGACUCGUCUUUUAUUACCUCAAGGAUGGCCCCACCACUAUUGGAGUGAGAUCAGAGCACAUCAUUCCUGACAUUUGCAUAAGCAACAGUGACCUGUGUGCUGAUCAUUGUCAGGUGGAGUGCACUGGACAGCGUGUAGUGCUCCGCCCACUUUCCGGACAGUGUUUCAUCAACCACAAAGUCAUUAGGAAAGUAACUCGGCUUUCUCAAGGUGACUUGAUUCAACUGGGGACUUCUACAGUGUUUCGUUUCAACCACCCCCACCAAGCUGCCAAACUCAGGAAGAGGCAUAACCAAGGACUUUUGGUGCCUCGAAAACUAGACCUUCACCAAUUAUCUCAGACAACCACAAAUUCUGUAUCGCUGCCCAGUAGUCCGACCACCACCACCAUGACUGUGGAGCUGCAGUCCAGAACCAGCCUAACUACUAACAGGAGACGGUCCAGCUCUUCCUCACUGACCAUCAACAAACACCACCAAUCUGAAGGUGACAUUGAAUGGAGAAAAAGUGAGUCACCAUCUGAAGUGUUCUUACUGGACAGAGUUGGACCAGUGGCUCUCAGUCACUCACCAGAGGGCAGAAGCUAUGCUGUGAGCAUGAAGAGACGAUCAUGUUGUGGCACUCUGUGCCUGUGGAUGUUCGCUCCCCUCCUACUGAGUCUGGCGGGAGUGGUCACUAUACCUGCUGUGCUCGUACUGUCUGCACUGCUUGUGUGUUUCAAGGUGUUAGGAAUCUCACAGAAGUUCAGAGUCACCCGGUGGAUGAGAGCGCCAUUCUCUGUCAGUGAUUUCCUCGUGUCUCCUAUAAAUGGUUUGCAAUCGCUGGUGUUUCGAGUUACGUUUAGUCUGCUGAGACUCAUAGGAUUGUUUCAGUUAGACACAUGCAUUGAAGAACCUAAUAAAGACAUUUUAUAGGGGCAUUGUUUUUAUUUAUUUAAAAUCACACUAUUUUUUGUAUGAGAGCU
Halichondria panicea is the source of this 2529-nucleotide messenger RNA. RefSeq names its product kinesin-like protein KIF16B. The transcript has 25 exons. The coding region runs from base 152 to 2479 and encodes 775 amino acids. Gene Ontology annotation, molecular function: microtubule motor activity; microtubule binding; ATP binding. NCBI's taxonomy places the organism in Eukaryota, Metazoa, Porifera, Demospongiae, Suberitida, Halichondriidae. The record is from RefSeq and is a predicted model, not a curated record. Gene Ontology annotation, biological process: microtubule-based movement.